Molecule: messenger RNA, 4878 nt
Organism: Danaus chrysippus (African queen)
Lineage: Eukaryota; Metazoa; Arthropoda; Insecta; Lepidoptera; Nymphalidae
Source: the annotation of a GenBank genome assembly
AUGGCAGCGGAUAGCGAUGGGUUAGGCACGGCUGGCGGCGGAUCGUGCGGCGUGGUUGUUACCUGUGAGGGGGAUCUCCGUGAUCCGCGCUUCCCCGCCCGCCUCCGCCGCCUGCUGCGAGAUCUGCGCGUCCUGUUAGCGGAGCCCCAUCCGCACACGCUCAAAGUCAACAAGGUGGAGCCGUGGAACUCUGUCCGUGUGACGCUGUCGGUGCCCCGCGCUGCCGCAGCCCGGCUUAGGGCUCUGGCCGCAGCGGGGGCGCCACAGCUUAGGGCUCUGGGUAUACUCUCGGUGCAGUUGGACGGGGAUGCUGCUGUGUCGCUUAGGCUACAACACGGCGCUGAACUGAGGAUCAAUACGGAUGCUGAUGAAGCGAGCACAUCCCGUCAGUCUACAGAAUUGCUGGCUGGUCUAGGAGGAAUCGGUCGUCUGAUAUCAGAUGAGGGGGCUUCAACCAGCUCGGAACCGGUUCAGAACUUCAAAUCACCGAACACAGUCUGCCCCAUGGAUGGUAAAAUACCACAGAACAUUCCCACACCCACCACAGACAGAUGUGAAUACCCCUUCGGCAGUAUGACUCAAGCCAGGGUUAUACAUAGGAAGGAGAACACUUUAGGUAUAGGUCCAACCUUAAGGCCGUCUUCAGCGGAGCCCCAGUUCCCCCGGCCGUCGACCUCGUUCACAGGCCCCCCUCCCCCGUACCCCGCGCCCACCACGCCGGGGCCCCCGCAGUCCCCCACCCCCACAGUGGCUAUGUCCUCCCCACUACUGGUCAAUCUACUACAGAACGACGCACCAGCGCCACAACCUAGAAGUAAAGCGAAUCCAGCCAAACUGGAUAGAUUGGAGGAUUCACAGGUGGAGCUGGCUGUUGGUCGAGCUCCAUUUGAAUAUCGCGGCGGAAGGCCGACGACUCCUCGUCCUACAACCCCUACACCACCGUCACCACGGCCGCCGAGACCGAUGGUGCGAAGGGCCUUCCCUCCACGGCCGGCCCCCCCUACUCAAUACAGACCUCCAAAUACGACGGUCGUUGGUAGGACGAGGUUCCCAACGCCGUACGACACGUUCCCAGCGCCUCCGCCCCCGCCCUACCGGCAACAGGUGCCGAGGCCUAGGCCUCCGCCCCCGAGAGUUACGCCGGAAGACCUCCAAGCUCUCCUGCCGCCCUCAACAACGUCGAUGGAUCAGAAAACGCAGUCUAGUUUUCAGGAGUUCCAACGCUACCAGCAGCAAUAUAACGCUCGCCAGCGAGCGGCGUCACGUGCCGCGUCCCAGCCUGAUUGGAACGAGCCCUACCGGGACACGCUAGGGCUGUCCAUCCCCGACCUACCUGAUAACUGUGAUCUCGACCAGCUGCUGCCAACCCUGGACCUCAAUCUGGACGACACCGCCCUCUCCGCCAUAUCGGACCUCGACGCUAACACUAAGCUAGACCUCCUUUAUGAUCAACAAGAUUCUAUGCCCAACUCGGAAUCGACCCCCGAUUCCUUGCUCCAGGAGAUCACAGGAGUUCAAUACCCCGCCCCGACCCUCAACGGACCCUACAGUGAUGCGACUCCCACCACGAGUCAGAUGAAUAGUGAUGUGCCUUCAAAAUCAUCGGAUUCGUUCGAUGGUAACACUGAGACGGCGUUCAUGCCGCCUCCUCCGCCCGUGCCUCAACAGUCGACUUCGAAGUUUGUGAAUUCACCGAAUCAUACGGUGACCCAUCCACCCUUCAAGUCGCCGCCUAACGCUACGUACACACCUAACGAGAGAAUGGAUAGGAACACGAACCAGUCGGCGUCGAUGCCUCCACCUAUGAGACUGCCUAUAAGAGCUAUGACGUCUGUGUCCACAGCGACAGUCGGCUCACAAGCGACCGCCCAAGAAAUAGAGGAGCAAAGCAAACAGUACCUGAUAAAAACCCUCAUGAGGGACGACGAAACACCACCACCUAAAGAUACGGUCAAAAAGAGCGAAGAGGUGACAGUGGCUCAGGUCAAAGUUAAAGAAAAUUGGACGGAACCGACUACAGAACUGUUUGGUAUGGGAAAAACAACAGAGGAUGAUAGUAAGAAGGAUGAGGAGCUUAAAUCGAAGAAUAAGAUAAUCAAGAAGGAAAAAGAUGAUAAGUUGGUGCCCAAGGGAGGUAAGCUGAGGACCGGCGGCGCGAAAGAAAAACCGGCGAUACUGAAAGAAAAGAUAGUUAGGGAUGGGAAAUGUAAUAAGGUGGCCUUUCCACGACCCGUAGUUGUAAAACACAACACAGACGGACCUAAGUCACCGUCGGGAGAGAAGGAGUCUCUGAAACUGAGGUUAAAACUCGACAAAAAUGAACCCAUCGUCCAACCCGUGUACAAAUCAGACGUCAGUUUCAAUAACCAGCAAGUUAAAGGCGAGAAAUCAAUGGAAGGCGAGCCCAGGGUACCGCCGUUACAUAUAAGCCUCAGAGGUCCAAAUUCUGCGGUGAUAAAGAACUCCAAAAAGGAAAAGAAAAAACUAUGUCCAGAGUUCCUCCAUUCGAAGAAAAUCAAAAUACGAAAAUCCUUGGAUACAGAUGAAAAAUCUCACAGACGAGACUCCCAGGAGUCAUUAGCGUCUAAGUCAGAUAGUACUGAAAACUCAAAGACUGAUGAGUAUUUACAUGUUAAGAACAUGAAACUGAAUAAUCAUUUUAGUGAAGGGGAUGCAAUGAAAACAGAAGUCACGGGUGGCAACAAUGUAUAUAGAAUGAAGACGAUAUCCAAGAACGCCCACAUCGUGACAAAAUCCCACGACUACACCAUACUCACUAAAGUACAGUCACUAGACAAUAUGAAACUAAAGAAGAAGUCGAAAAUGUUGAGCGAAGGGAAAUCUAUAGAGAAAGAGAGGGACAAAGAAUGGAAGAACGAUUUAUUGGACAAAGAGGGUAAAUACGCUCAGAACGAAGGUUACAGAGAGACACAGAACAAUCACGAUGUGAAAAAGAAGUUACCCACAACUAAAGUUGAGAAGGAUUUAGUGAAAUGUGAUAUAAAGUCCAGUGAUGUUAAAAUAGAUGACUACGGAGACAUUAAAACUGGUGCUAGUGAGUUGGAAGGCAGGUUGUUAAAGUGUCAUAAGAGUGAACGGACUGUGAGUGUUGACGAGGAGGGCAAGUUUGAUCGUGACGAGAACAAGUUGAAACGGACACUCACCGAGAGUGCUAUAACAUCUCCUAAUGGAUUGAUCUCGGAGAAGAAAAGGAAAACAAGCCAUACAUCCUGCCCAGAUGCCCCUGGAUCGACAAACAUAGGCACGAUAGGAGGCAGUCGGGAAUCAUCACCGCCCGCCUCUAGUCAACGGCCCGGUGCGGUCUCCCCUCGCAGGAAGGAGAGGCCCAAGGACAAAACGUACUGCAAACUAGUAGCCGAGAGGUCCUCGAGGCCCGACGCUGACAAGUUUAACAACCGGUCGCCGAACUCGCAGGCCCAAGGCGAGGACUCGGGCAUCGAGUCGAUGGACGCCCUAUCAGAGAAAUCCCCAAACCAGGCGAGUCAAUCCCCACCCGGGCCGCAGAGAAAGGAACGCCUGGACAUGCCAAGAUCGACCAGUCCCACCUCCGUGCAGAGGAUAAUAGGGGUCAUAGACCAACCGCCCGCCACAGACGAUCUGCUGGAGAGGCUGUCACUAGCGACGGGCCCGACACACUACGACCCCGGACCACCGGACAUAGACGACAUGGGGGACAUUGAGGCCGAGCUGGCGAAGAUGCACGCGGACCAUGUAAACGGAGACGACGCUCCCAGGAGGCCGCCCCAGGACGACGAGAUAACCAAAGAAGUGAAGAGGGAACCCACGCCCAUACUCAGGGACGAUGAGAAAACGAAACAGAGCAUAGACAGGGUUGAUGUGAAAGACGAAGCAACAGUCGAUUCCAAGGCGACGGAUCCUGACGGCGGCGGAGACUCCACUAGUGACCAAAAAGUUGAGGUGCGUACGGAAGAAACGACGACCUCGCCCAAGAAAGAGAAGGGGCUUGAAGACUUCGAUCACUUACCGAGUAGAGUCUCGCCGCCGCUGUACACGUAUUCAAAUCAAGAGAAAGCGUGUACAAAUGAUUCCUCGGAAGUGAAAGAGGAGAAGUCUAGUGAAGUAUCGGAGAACGGUGAGAGGAAAAGCGUGGAGUCGGAAGUGAAAGAAAAGCAGGAGCUGCAAAUCGAGAGGUUUCCCCUCCAGGCUGAAUUUCCAGAUAAGAGCUUAUUAGAACAAUUACUAAUAGAAAUACCUACGCCCGAUUACGUCGGGAAGAGGCCGGAGUCACCGUCCCCGCUGUUGGAGAGGGUCGCGAGGAGCAGCGUGCGGACGAGGUCCAGUAGUAAAAUGAACAGUCCCGCCGACGGACCUAAGACGCCACGGCUGAGUCCCGGGCUCAUCAAACUAGAAAGGUCGGAUUCACCGGCGCUGCAGCCUAGGAACUGUCUCCGCAGUGGCUCAGUGGACAAAACCAGCCCUAGGACCGCGAACGCAGUGGGAGUACCAGCGAAACCAGCGCCCGCUGUGAAACGGAAGAGAAGGGAAUCUGAGAGUUCGUGCGCCUCCACCAUCAGCUGUGAGGAGGGCGUCUCACCGGGACGACUGAAGAAAAAACCUCGAAGGGUCGACCAGAAACCGAUGAACCCUGCCGCCAUAGGAGGGAAAGGGAAGAAGGAGUCUGACAGCGAUAGUGACGAGCCCUUAAUAUGUAAAGUACGCGGGAAGGGCAUUAAAGCAGUGAAGCCAGGGGUCAAGGUGCCCAAGAGUGGUGUAGUGGGCGCCGAGGGUGUGGGCACCAGGCGGUCCGUGAGGCACGGGCCGGCGCCCGCCCCGCCCACACCAGCGCCACCUAACAGUACACCCGUCAGGCGGAAAACUAGGAGUGCAGGUGAGUAG